GAGCUCGAAAGCGGCAUCCAGAUGGCAACCAAGCAAGGCGACCACGCCACGGCGCGCAAGUGCACUGCCCAACUGGCCGAGCUCAGACGUGGCCCCAGCCUCACCGUGCAGGAGCGAGCUCAACAGUGCCACCGCCGCAUCAGAAAGCUCGAGGAAGCCCUGCGAGAAGAAGCCGACAAUCUGGAUAACUACCAGGCCGGGGUUCGGACGCAGACGGUGCGCGCCCGGAAGCCCGAGUCGGAAUUGGCGGAAGCAGACGGGGAGCGCACCGCGAUCGUCUCGGAUUUUGUGGGGAAGGUCAGCAGCAAAGAGUCUGAGAGCGGGAGGCGGGACGUCGGCACCAAGGGCAAAUCGGACAUCAUCGCUGUCAUCGACGUCGGCGGCUUCCUCAAGAUUGGCGAAGGGUUCGAGCUCACAGGCGAGGGCGUCAAGAUCCCCGACGGAAAGACGGAGCAGCUCCGCAUCCAGAUGCAA
Messenger RNA from Prorocentrum cordatum, 474 nucleotides. NCBI's taxonomy places the organism in Eukaryota, Dinophyceae, Prorocentrales, Prorocentraceae. The record is from the annotation of a GenBank genome assembly.